CAGAGUUAAAAAAAAACGCCCUUAAUGAUACAGAAGAGUUCCCCAAGCGUUACGUUGAGAGAUUGUUUGGUAGAAAUGUCACUGUAGAUGAAGCUAUGGAGGCUCUUGACGAAGACGGGAAUGGCGAGGUGUAUUAUCACGAAAUAGUUCAUUUCAUUGAGAGAACUGGUGUCUCCUUACAAGCCCGUUUCCUUGGCUACCAAAGAAAGGAAAUCAAAGGACUGUUUUCAUUUUUCGACACAUUGCAAUCAGCACUGCUCACCAACGUAAAACGAAUCCACGUAGAGGAGAGAGAUAUCGAAAGGACUGUCGGGAUUAACACAGGUCAUGUUGGUACAUCUGAUUUCAAACUAGAAGUAGCUGAUAGAGAGUUUGUGGUAGAGCAAGGGAGACGUUCAACUGAGUCGUUUUUACGCUAUUAUGUAGUAAAGAAUGAUCCACCAAAGAAGUCAACGGUUAAAGUUUUAAAGAAAUCCACCGCACAAUGUAAUGAUGACACUCCUGGUCCGGUUAACGGACUUGCUGAACAUGUUAAUAAUGUUACCGCACAAACUGAUGGUAAAGCUAGCACUGAAAUAAAAGCAGAUAUCAAUGUAUCUAACAGCAAUGGACAUAUUGAAAUGGAAUAUAUAGACAGUGAAAAUAAUGAUGAAAAUAAAAACGUACCGGUUGUGUCUAAAGAUCAAGAAGACCUUGAUGACUCAAAAUUUGAGUUAAAUGAACAUGAUGCGUCGACACAAAAGUUGUUGACAAAGAUGGACGACAAAACUUGAAAUCAGUAAGGAUCAGCUUAUGUUACAGAUCGUUGUGAAGUUUUAUUAUAAGCUUUUGCUGUUGACAAUGCAGUACUUUGUGUUCGUUAGACAGGAGGACGUUCGUCGAUCAAUGUUCUCCUGUCUUUCAUUUUGUAAUGCUUAUACAUAUGGCGCUGACGAUAUUGUUCAGUUAUGUCCUCGAUAUUGUUGUAUGAUCAUUUUGCUUUAAGACCGAACGGGUCCAGUUUUCAUUUAGCAAAUGUAUGAUUCUCAUUGAAUGAAUAAUUUAAAGAUGAUCUAGAAACCCAUGCUUCACUUAACAAACCAUUAAACAUGCAACGGUUAUUUUUACGAAUUCACCAAAAAAUAUUUAUAUAAAUUGAAUCAAGAUAUAUUUAAAUAACCUAAUGAGAACCCGGUGUUGAAAUUAGUUCCUGCUUAUGCCUGUAAUUCUUGUUAAAGAAAGCAAUUUCAAACAGAAUAAAGAUAAUGUUAGUGUUCGUUGAAACGCCACCCAGUUGUUUUGUAAAACAAGUAUUUUUCUAUUCAAGUUUUGAUUAAAAUUAACCGCUUGGAACCACUUCGAAUACUUCUCAGUCUUCCUCCACCGUUAAAGAUGCAUUUGAUUUCUUGUUUUGCUGGUACUUGUUUAUAUAAUUUUGCUAAAUUUGAUGUUGAAGCAGAAGAAAACAUGUCUUGGCAUAAGCAACAUAAAAGCCCUAGUACAAAAUUGUUCGUGUAUAUUUGUUAUUGACAAUGUUUCUCAUAAACUAAAGUUUUUAUUUCUAAUGUUCAUGAUUACAACUUCAUUCAAAUGUGAUAAAGAGUCAUAAUCUCUUGGCUGAAUUAUUAAUUGUAAAAAAUUUAGACAAGCUCAUUGACAAGUAAAGACUUCAAGCAAGAUUAAUCAGUCUGGUGUUAGAACUCCUGCGACAGCUUUAUAUAUAUAUAUUGUAUGCAUAAUUAUAGAUUGGCGGUAAUGUGGUUGAAACAACCUAAAUUUUAAUCAAACUCAAAACAUUUAGAAAAUAUACAUCAAAAUUAUAGAAAGCACUUAUAAUAAAUUUAUAUUGUAUUUUACAUUUUUCUUUAUAUGACUUAUGAAAUAUAUUAAAAUAAGUGUGUUCACUGUUAACGUUUUGUAAAUUAUUUUUUGUAAAAUACAUUUAUAAUUGA
Messenger RNA from Ruditapes philippinarum (Manila clam), 1931 nucleotides. RefSeq lists its product as uncharacterized. Bases 96 to 773 code for a protein of 225 amino acids. The record is from RefSeq and is a predicted model, not a curated record. The transcript is spliced from 5 exons. Lineage: Eukaryota; Metazoa; Mollusca; Bivalvia; Venerida; Veneridae.